Molecule: messenger RNA, 1065 nt
Organism: Astyanax mexicanus (Mexican tetra)
Lineage: Eukaryota; Metazoa; Chordata; Actinopteri; Characiformes; Acestrorhamphidae
Gene: ube2g2
Product: ubiquitin-conjugating enzyme E2G 2 (UBC7 homolog, yeast)
Exons: 6
Coding region: 102-599 (165 amino acids)
Cellular component (GO): endoplasmic reticulum; cytosol
Source: RefSeq, a predicted model, not a curated record
CAGAUGUCGGUGGUGCUCUGUGAUGGGGUGGCGCCCCCUGUGAGUGAGCGCUGGUACUGCAGAUGUGAGUGGACUGGGCUGCACACAGAGAACGGGCCGUGAUGGCAGGAACUGCUCUAAAAAGAUUAAUGGCUGAAUAUAAACAGCUGACCCUGAAUCCUCCAGAGGGAAUCGUUGCAGGUCCUGUAAAUGAGGAGAACUUCUUUGAAUGGGAGGCGCUGAUCAUGGGUCCUGAGGACACGUGUUUUGAAGGAGGUGUUUUCCCGGCUGUUCUUAGCUUUCCAUCAGACUACCCUCUCAGUCCUCCCAAGAUGAAAUUCACCUGUGAUAUGUUCCACCCCAACAUUUAUCCAGAUGGCCGAGUGUGUAUCUCUAUUCUGCAUGCUCCGGGAGACGACCCAAUGGGGUAUGAAAGCAGCGCUGAGAGAUGGAGUCCGGUACAGAGUGUUGAAAAAAUCCUUCUGUCUGUGGUCAGCAUGCUUGCAGAACCAAAUGAUGAGAGUGGAGCAAAUGUGGAUGCUUCCAAGAUGUGGCGAGAGGACAGAGAGCAGUUCAACCGAUUGGCCAAACAGAUAGUCCGCAAAUCCCUGGGCCUCUAAUCUCUAUCACACACACACACACACACACACACACACAUAUACACAAACACAUACACAAACUUCUCCAUAACCUCCUUCAUCACACUGAGCACUUUAUCUGUGUCUGUCCUCUCUCACUGAUACUGAUGGAUGGAUGGACAGAUGGAUGUUAAAGAUAAAUUACACCUCCUACAUCAGUGGACUUUCUCUCAGUGCAGCAUUUCUGCUCCUUUCUGGACUAAAGGAUUGAAAUGCUGUUUCUUGGUUUCCAUUGAAACAGUGGAUGUUGUCCAGUCUGCUGUCUGAAUGCUGUGGUGCAUGUUUCAGUGCUUCAUAUUAAAAUGAUUAAAUCUAUAUUCUUAUGACAAGCAGAAGGAAACGGGAUAUGAAACGGUGAGAGAUUUAUUUGACAAGAUUUGAAGUGAUUGUUUGAGUUCCUCUGCAGUGGAGGAGAGAUACGACAAUAAAGUUAACUGUGAUUCGUAAA